CUUAUCUCUGAAGCUCUUGGCAAUUUCCACAAUAAAGCCUUCCAUUUCGGGGCUCGAAUUUCCUCAUUUUUACUGGGAAAUGCAUUGUUUGAUCGCAUAGUGAUUCCGAUAGCAAUUGUGAGUGUGGAGGAGGUGGAGGAGGAAGAAGAAGAAAGAACGGGAAGAGGAGGAAGAAGAGAGGGAAACUAUGUGCAAUGCGAGUUAGCUUGCGCUAGCAAAUUCCCCCAGCGACUUCCAUCAAAAUCGAUGCCUUGAAAUUAUCACAGAUUUUGUAGAUUCAUGAUGAGGAGUUCGAGUUUGAAGAAAUGGGCAGUGGGAUAAGAAAAGUAGUUUGCGCUUGGAAAUGAAGGAGAGGCAACGUUGGACAGCUGAAGAGGAUGCUUUAUUACGUGCUUAUGUCAAACAGUAUGGUCCUAGGGAAUGGAAUCUUGUGUCCCAACGCAUGAACAAACCCCUUAACAGGGAUGCCAAAUCCUGCUUAGAAAGGUGGAAGAACUACCUCAAGCCCGGCAUCAAGAAGGGGUCUCUUACUGAAGAAGAGAAAUCUCUCGUCAUCCGCCUUCAACAGAUUUACGGCAACAAAUGGAAGAAAAUUGCUGCAGAAGUCCCUGGUCGCACUGCUAAGAGAUUAGGUAAGUGGUGGGAAGUAUUCAAAGAGAAGCAGCAGAGAGAAAAAAAAGAGAUCAACAAAACGGUUGACCCAAUUGACGACACCAAAUACGAUCAUAUACUGGAGACUUUUGCAGAAAAGCUUGUGAAAGAACGCCCUUCCCCAUCCUACCUCAUGGCUGCCUCAAGCGGGGCCUUAAUUCUUACUGAUGCAACUGCUCCUCCAUCAGCUAUGCUUCCUUCUUGGCUUUCAAACUCUAACAGCACUUUAACUAUUAGGCCACCUUCCCCUUCUGUAACGCUAAGUCUCUCUCCCUCACCUGUGGCUGCUCCACCUCCAGUUCGAUGGCUACAACCUGAGAAAAUGCCAGAGAAUACUUCUGCUGUUAUUGGGAAUGUAAAACCUCAUGGAACUAUUCCAUGUUUUGGUGAUAACAUGCUUGUAUCUGAGUUAGUUGGAUGCUGCAAAGAAUUGGAAGAAGGGCACCGGGCAUGGUCAAUGCAUAGGAAGGAAACAGCAUGGAGGUUAAGGCGGGUGGAGCUGCAGUUGGAGUCAGAGAAGGCAUGUCGUAUGCGGCAGAAGAUGGAAGAGUUUGAAGCAAAGAUUAAAUCUCUUCGGGAAGAACAGAUGGCUGCUUUGGAUAGAAUGGAAGCUGAAUACCGGGAGCAGCUAGAUGAACUGAGAAGAGAUGCAGAAACCAAGGAGAAGAAAUUAGCUGAGCAACUGGCUGCAAAGCACUCAAGGCUUAGUAAGUUUCUGGAGCAGAUAGGUUGCGGACCCAAGCUUGCUGAGUCAAAUGUAAGAUGAAUACUCCGUCCACUUAUAGCAUGAAUUUAAGGAGUGUUUGAUUCUUCUUGUUUUGAUCUUGCGUCUAUUCUCCUAGAAAUUUUCAUAUGCUUAUGUAUACUACUUGGGGAAUUUGUGGUAUAUUAGUUGAUAUAGGAGGCAUAAUUUUUGCACCCAUCUUUAUGAAUAUAAACUAGUUAUAACUCCAAUUUGUCUGGAUAACUUGUCUUCUUGAAGAGUAUGAUGAACUGUUGGUUGAUUGGU
Neltuma alba is the source of this 1660-nucleotide messenger RNA. Its product is annotated as transcription factor AS1-like. The transcript has 2 exons. The record is from RefSeq and is a predicted model, not a curated record. The coding region runs from base 344 to 1417 and encodes 357 amino acids. NCBI's taxonomy places the organism in Eukaryota, Viridiplantae, Streptophyta, Magnoliopsida, Fabales, Fabaceae.